ACCUUCCAGAAGUUUGCUAUAAACCUACCAUGACUCCAUGAGCUUUGUCAGAGCAAAUGAUCCUCUAGAGUUUUCAAUAAUUACCUAAAUUUUUUAACAAUCUUCAAUCAUAUGUUUAGCUAAGUGCCUAAUACUGUAUUACUGUCAUACAUAUUUACUACAAAAUUCAUACAUUCAGAUGUUCUGUCUUAAAUUUGCAGCUGCAAAAAGCUGCACUUCCAUGUUUACAAGCUUCAAAUUUUUUAGUAAUGUGGAUAUCAGCUUCAAGAGAGUGUUACUGAAUAACACCCCUCCAAAGAAUUUUUCUCCUCUGCAAAAUCACUUUAUCUUGUCAAAAGCCCCUAAACUCCAGUCAAAGCCCACCAAAUCAGUGCCUUUGCCUUUGAGGGUGUUUCUGGGUGCUGGAUCAGUCGUCUGUGCUAAGGUAUUUGCUGGAGAUGUGUGGGUGCAAUGCAAGCAGGGUGCUGUCAAAGUAUCAGCUCCAGAAGAGGCGCUCUUGACAGCUCGACUUCAGAAGUCAGAUGACACAAAUAGUGACAGCAAAGAUGCUCUUGAUAAUGAGGAUCUUGUGUUUGACUGGUAUUAUUUCUGGACACUCCUCAAACCCCAGCUGCAUUAUUUCCUUGGUGCAGUUGCUACGGCCCUGGUAGUAGCACUAGCCAAUGUGCAGAUCCCACUGCUGCUUGGAGAUCUAGUGAACGUAGUGGCGGAGCAUGCAGGCAACACAGCGAGAGAUGCGCAACAAUUCUGGAAGGAUGUUACUCAGCCUGCCUUGAAGCUUGUUAAAAUAUACAUUGUGCAGGCAGGAUUCACUUUUGGAUACAUCACAUGUCUGACGUUGAUGGGGGAGCGCCUGGCAGUGCAGUUGAGGGAAGAACUCUUCCGUUCCCUCCUGCAGCAAGACAUUGCUUUUUAUGAUCAGCACAGAACUGGGGAGCUUGUAAACCGCCUCACGGCUGACGUGCAGGACUUCAAGAGCUCCUUCAAGAUGUGCGUCUCGCAGGGCAUCCGCAGCGUCACGCAGGUGAGCCGCUGUUACAUCGCUUCGUUCACGUUCUAUCCCAGUAAUAAGGUGCCACUAACGAGCUUGAUUAUAAUAAUGCGAGGUGUUGCAGGUGGCGGUGGCGACAGGUGUGGCGGAGGAGUGUGUGUGAUGGAGGAGGUGUUGCAGGUGGCGGUGUCGACGGGUGUGGCGGAGGAAUGUUUGGGCAACAUACGCACCGUGCGGAGCUUCGCCAGCGAGGAGCAGGAGAUGCAGCUCUUCUCGCAAGAGGUCGACAAGAGCAGAGCCAUGAAUGAAACUCUCGGCUUCGGCAUUGGAAUAUUUCAGGCAGGAUCUAACCUGUUCCUAAAUGGCGUCGUGCUGCUGACGCUGUGGCUUGGAGGCUCGCAGCUCGCGAGUGGCAACCUACGGCCUGGUGACCUCAUGACUUUCCUGACGGCGUCGCAGACCAUCCAGCGCUCCCUGGGGCAGCUCUCUGUACUCUUCGGCUACUACGUCAGGGGCGUCAGCGCUGCUACCAGAGUCUUCGAGUUCGUGCACUUGAAGCCAAGCAUCCCCCUGACGGGCGGCCUGAGGAUCCCGUACCACUCGCUGUGUGGCAGCGUGCGCUUCAACAACGUCUGCUUCUCCUACCCCACCAGGCCGGAGCAGGAGGUCCUGCACAAGUUCAGUCUGGAAAUUCCUGCUGGCAAGACGGUGGCUGUGGUGGGAGAAAGCGGUGCUGGCAAAACUACCGUCGGCCAUCUCUUGGAGCGGUUUUACGACGUAGACCACGGCAGCAUCACGAUCGACGACGUUGACCUGAGACGUCUGGACCCGGCUUGGGUGCGAGGUCGUCUGAUCGGCUUCAUCCACCAGGAGCCUGUGCUUUUCCAUACCUCCGUCAUGGAGAACAUCAGAUACGGACGUCCUGACGCCACCGAUAGCGAGGUGAUCGCAGCCGCUGAAGCUGCCAACGCGCACGGCUUCAUCUCGCGGUUCCCCGCAGGGUACGCGACGGUUGUGGGGGAGCGCGGCGUGACGGUCUCGGGAGGCCAGAAGCAGCGCAUCGCCAUCGCUAGAGCGCUCCUCAACAACCCCAGGAUCCUCGUGCUGGAUGAAGCGACCAGUGCCUUGGACGCGGAGUCGGAGCGCGUGGUGCAGGCAGCGCUGGAGCGCUGCAGCGUCGGCCGCACGGUCAUCGUCAUCGCGCACAGACUCUCCACCAUACAGGCCGCCGACACCAUCGCCGUGCUCAGCAGGGGCAGGCUGGUCGAGGUUGGCACGCACGAGUCUCUGAAGAAGCUGGGCGGGUACUACGCUCAGCUCAUCAGGCAUCAGCAGAAGACGUAGCAGCAGUGCUGCUUCUUAGCGCUCCAUUGAACUAUGUCCCCUCGCACGAAAAUCUCGGAAAUAUAUAAUAUCAAUUUAGUCCUUGUACAGUUUAAAUAAAGAAAAA
Hyalella azteca is the source of this 2441-nucleotide messenger RNA. RefSeq names its product mitochondrial potassium channel ATP-binding subunit-like. Bases 179 to 2335 code for a protein of 718 amino acids. NCBI's taxonomy places the organism in Eukaryota, Metazoa, Arthropoda, Malacostraca, Amphipoda, Hyalellidae. Gene Ontology annotation, biological process: transmembrane transport. Gene Ontology annotation, molecular function: ATP hydrolysis activity; ABC-type oligopeptide transporter activity; ATP binding. The record is from RefSeq and is a predicted model, not a curated record. The transcript is spliced from 16 exons. Gene Ontology annotation, cellular component: membrane.